This is a messenger RNA of Paramecium octaurelia, 2249 nucleotides long. The record is from the annotation of a GenBank genome assembly. Lineage: Eukaryota; Ciliophora; Oligohymenophorea; Peniculida; Parameciidae.
AUGAAUUAUUAAACAGUUUGGGAGUAAAUUAAGGUUUAUGAACCUCAUUCUCAAGAUUUCCAUUUCCUUGAUCUCCAAAAGGUUAAUGCCAAAUUAGCAAUCACCAACCAUUAUAUUUAUUAUGGGUAAUUUGAAAACAAUCAAAGGCAUGGAAAAGGUUAAUUCAAGAUCUCUAUUAAAUAGGUAUACUUUUAUAAUAAAACGGACGCAAAUAUGAGGGUUAAUGGCAAAAUGAUCUGAAGCAAGGGUAUGGAUGGGAAUUCUUGGCCAAUGGAUCUCAAUAUGAGGGCAAUUAUGUAACCGGAAAACCUCACGGGUAAGGCAAAUUCAUCUGGGCCAAUGGAGAUGUGUAUGAAGGGCAAUGGAACCAAGGGGUUAAGGAGGGUUAAGGUACUAAAGUUCAAUAAUUCUUUCAAAAGGCACAUGGCAUGGAUUGAAGGGAGAACAAUAUUAAGGGGAAUGGAGCAAUAACGUAGCUUUUGGAUAUGGAGAAUAUAUUCAAAGCAAUGGGGAUCGCUAUGUGGGACAUUUCAAAAGCUGGCUCAAAAACGGAGAAGGUUAAGAAUACUUUAGCAAUGGAGACUUGUAUUCAGGGAACUAUCUAAAUGGUAAACCGCAUGGAUACGGAGAAUACUAUUGGAGUAAUGGGGCGGUAUUUUAAGGUUAUUUUAAAGAUGGAUUGAGGUAUGGGAAAGGAAUUUGGAAACGAAGAGUAGAUUCCCCAACGGAUCAAUAUCAAGGGGAAUAUGAUGAAGAUAAGAAAAAUGGAUAUGGAAUAUAUAAAUGGUCUAAUGGGAAUGAGUAUCGGGGUGCCUUCAUCAAUGAUUACAAACAUGGAUAUGGAGAAAUGCAUUAUGUUGAUGGCAUGGUAUUAAAGGGAAAUUGGGAAUAAGGAAAAUUAGUGAGUGAAAUUAAAUCAAAUUCACCUAAAAAAACAUAGUCAUCAUUCAAUAAUCAUAUGAAAAUAAUCGAUAACACUCAUUGCUUCAAUAAAAGUUGUCGAAAUAACAAUAAAUAUAUUGAGAUUCAAUUCGAUAAUAGUAAUCAAGUCUAGAACAAUGGUUACAACGACUUUGAGAAUGAAAGGCUUAGUAAUUCAUACAUCGAAGAAGAAAAUAGUAAUAAAAAUGCCUAUAAACAUAAUAAUCCAUUCACUUCUUAAACAAAUAGAACCAUAAAAACUAUUCGAAUAAGGUAGUAUUAAAAGGACAAAUCCUUGAGUAUGAGUCAACAGAAUUAAUAUUAUGGAUCAUCAACUCCCAAGAGAGAUUUUUCAGAGAAGAAUGAAAAACAAAAAACCUAAACUAAAUUCUGUAUCAAAACUUCAGAUAAUUACUACCUACAGAUAAGAAGACCCAAAAUACACUCUUAAUACUGUAAUUGAUUGUACUUACUAUUCAUUUUUAUAUACAUAAACAUAAAAAGUACAAAAUAAUAAAUAAAAAUAUUUGGAUAUGUAGUUGUUAAGGGUUUAUCUUAUAAGACAUGGACAAUCAAUGUAUCAGAGUCUAAAAAUAGUAUCAGGCAAGAAUGAAUUUGGUUUGAGUGGAUUAGGUGUAGUGUAAUCAAAGAGGGUUGGCAAUCUUUUACACUCUGUAAAGUUUGAUUAAGUCUACACUAGUGAUUAUAAGAGGUAUAAUAGUUAAUAGCUUAAAGAUGUAUAGAAUCUUAUUCUCAUAUUGAAAGCCAGUUGAAAUUAAAACCAAGAGUCAUCACAUAUACAACAUUAUUAAGGGAAGUUGAUUAGGGCAAUGAAAUGUUAAAGUCUUAUUAGGAAGUCUAUGCCUUAGCGAAACCUAAAUAAUCCUCAAGUCUAAAUGGAGAAAUCUAAGAAAGAGUGGAAACCUUUCUCGACCAACUGAUUAGAGAUUAAAUAUACAAAAAAUCUUAUAAAUUUGUAAUUAAUUAUAUAACAUUAGUUCUCAUAUAGAGAUUCACUUGCAUCUUAAUUUGAUACGAGUAAUUUAUAUAAUCCCUCUAUUUAAUAGUUCAGCUCAUAUUCUAAGGGAUCAGGGAUGAUUAAUAUAUUAGUUUUGAGUCAUGCUGGGUUCAUAGCAGAAACUCUGAAAUAUCUCUAUUAAAGAAAUAAUUCUCAUUAAACUAAUGCUGAAUAUCCAUUCAUCUAUGCUAGAAAUGGAGCUAUAUUUUAAUUAGAUUUCUAAAUAAAUGAUCUAAAGAAUUGGAAUUGCAAUGUGUCACUGAUGAAUUCUAAAAGAAAAAUAAACACUCCUUUUGAUUCGAUUAUUUGA